CGUCCAAGACAAGAUUUAAUUAAAUCUGCAGGUCAUUGUUCCAAAUCAGCACUUGAUAAGCGUGCAAAAGAUGUUGCAGCAAUGAUUAAAGAAACAUUUAUUCAAAAUUCUGUGUUUAAAUAUCAUAAAAAAGACUCUAUUUUAUUAAAGUCGUUUGAAUAUACUGUUAACGGCCAGAAUUAUUAUCUUAGCUUUGGAACAGAUAAUGCACAAAAAGAGUAUGAUAUUUUAAAUAUAGUUAAAAUAAUGGAUUCGAAUUAUAUUUCUCAUGAUGCUUAUCGAAGUUUAGCUGCAAUAGAUUAUCACUUACCACGUCAGAAAGUUAAACAUGUUAUGACCUUCAUGAUUCUUAAUGAUCAAGAGCACCAUCAUAUACCUAGUUAUCACCAUACUAUCGCGUUAUAUCCAGGAAUUGAGAAAUAUAAGUCGCUUGAGGUCAUAUUAAAUCCAUUUCUCAAUAAUCUUAGAGAUCUUAAGGUUAACGGGUUGGAGGUUGAAGACAAAUUUAUUGAACUAUAUAUGGUGAUGUGUAAUCAAGAUAGUGACCCUUUAUAUUUAAAGCAUCUGGCAUUCGAAUGGUUAAAACUUUUUCUAAAACCCGAUGAAAGAGAUCCAAAAAAUCCGCAAAAGGCCUCUAUUUACCAAAUCAUGUAA
Messenger RNA from Racocetra fulgida, 654 nucleotides. Lineage: Eukaryota; Fungi; Glomeromycota; Glomeromycetes; Diversisporales; Gigasporaceae. The record is from the annotation of a GenBank genome assembly.